AAGGCCACCCUGAGCUGUGAGCUGUCCCAGGAGAAGACGGAGGUCAAAUGGUACAAGGAAGGGAAAUUGAUCACCUCCAGCAAGAAAGUGAGGAUGGAGUCUGUGGGUAAAUCUCGGCAUCUGGUGGUGGAACAGGUGGAGAAGAAAGAUGCUGGAGAAUAUACCUGUGAGGCUUCUGGACAGAAGAUCAACUUCAAGAUCAGUGUCAAAGAAAGAUGCUGGAGAAUAUAUCUGUGAGGUCGCUGGACAGAAGAUCAAUUUUAGGAUCAACGUCAAAGAACCAGAGCCGGCAUUCACCAGUCUGGACAAGGUCCAGAAAGAGGUCCAGGCUGUGGUGUCAGAGAAGGCCACCCUGAGCUGUGUGAUGGCCCAGGAAAAGACAGAGGUGAAGUGGUACAAAGACGGGAAAUUGAUCACCUCUAGCAAGAAAGUGAGGGUGGAGUCUGAGGGUAAAUCUCGGCACCUGGUGGUGUCUGAGGGUAAAUCUAGGUGCCUGGUGAUGGAACAUGUUGAAAAGAAAGAUGCUGGAGAAUAUACCUGUGAGGCCGCUGGACAGAAGAUCAACUUUAAGAUCAACGUCAAAGAACCAGAGCCGGCAUUCACCAGUCUGGACAAGGUCCAGAAAGAGGUCCAGGCUGUGGUGUCAGAGAAGGCCACCCUG
This is a messenger RNA of Staurois parvus, 661 nucleotides long. The record is from the annotation of a GenBank genome assembly. Lineage: Eukaryota; Metazoa; Chordata; Amphibia; Anura; Ranidae.